AUGUAUAAAACUAUUGCAGACACCAUCGAAGACGGAAAAUGUAAUUUCGACUACCUGUACCUUAUCCCGUUAAUAUUCCAUACUGUCGAUAUAUUGGUAACAGUUUUCAUUCCAGUAGUAUACCGCGAUUCGAAUACGUUCAAUACCCUUCAGAUCACUGUAUCCAAUGUGUCAUUGCUGCAAGUGCUGGUACUAUUGUUUUCUCCUGCCUUCGCUGCUGGCCUGCUAAAGAAACAAGCAACGAAACUGAGUCUGGUGUUGCAUGAUAAACUCCUCACAGGGAAAGAUAAUAGGCAAUCGAGAGAAAUCAAGAAAUUCAUCCGAUACAUUGAGGCUCGCCCGUUGAAAUUCACCAUCUGCGAAGUCAUACCACUCGACUGGAAACUGCCUGUCAUCAUCUUGAACCUCUGUAUCACCUACCUGAUCGUUAUGUUACAAUUAAGUCAUAUUUAUUAAAGUUUCC
Messenger RNA from Chilo suppressalis (striped riceborer), 463 nucleotides. The record is from the annotation of a GenBank genome assembly. Lineage: Eukaryota; Metazoa; Arthropoda; Insecta; Lepidoptera; Crambidae.